Messenger RNA from Molossus molossus (Pallas's mastiff bat), 2827 nucleotides. RefSeq names its product mitochondrial tRNA translation optimization 1 (gene MTO1). The record is from RefSeq and is a predicted model, not a curated record. The transcript has 12 exons. Gene Ontology annotation, cellular component: cytosol. Gene Ontology annotation, molecular function: flavin adenine dinucleotide binding. NCBI's taxonomy places the organism in Eukaryota, Metazoa, Chordata, Mammalia, Chiroptera, Molossidae. Bases 64 to 2139 code for a protein of 691 amino acids. Gene Ontology annotation, biological process: tRNA wobble uridine modification; tRNA methylation.
UACUCCCGUGCCCUUAACGUGUGCGCCUCGCUUGUGUCAGGUUCAGACUGCCUUUCUCCAAGCAUGUUCUCCCUCCGAGGUGGUGGUCGCUGGAUUGCGGCUUCCCUCACCAAACAGCACCCGUUGGCCCGGUUCAGCAAUGACGGCGCUGCGCCCAGGACUCCGCACUUCGACGUGGUAGUCAUAGGCGGAGGACACGCGGGGACCGAGGCAGCCGCCGCUGCCGCUCGGUGCGGCUCCCGAACUCUGCUGCUCACGCACCGCGUGGACACGAUCGGUCAGAUGUCCUGUAAUCCUUCCUUUGGUGGCAUCGGAAAGGGGCAUUUAAUGAGGGAAGUUGAUGCUUUGGAUGGUCUGUGUUCCCGAAUCUGUGACCAGUCUGGUGUACAUUACAAAGUAUUAAACCGGUGUAAGGGACCAGCUGUUUGGGGUCUAAGAGCUCAAAUUGAUAGGAAACUCUAUAAACAGAACAUGCAGAAAGAAAUCCUAAAUACACCACUGCUUACUGUUCAGGAGGGAGCUGUAGAAGAUCUUAUUCUUACAGAACCAGAACCUGAGCACACUGGGAAAUGCUGUGUCAGUGGUGUUGUUUUGGAGGAUGGAAGCAAAGUCUAUGCGGACAGUGUGAUUCUGACUACUGGGACAUUUCUGAGAGGUGUGAUUGUAAUUGGAUUGGAGAUGCACCCAGCAGGGCGUUUAGGAGAUCAACCUUCCAUAGGGUUGGCUCAGACUCUAGAGAAGUUGGGAUUUGUGGUGGGAAGAUUGAAGACUGGGACUCCACCCCGAAUUGCCAAAGAAUCUAUUAAUUUCAGCAUUCUAAACAAGCAGACACCAGAUAAUCCACCCAUGCCAUUCAGCUUUAUUAAUGAAACAGUGUGGAUUAAGCCAGAAGAUCAGCUGUCAUGUUAUUUGACUCACACCAACCCUAGAGUGGAUGCGAUUGUCCUUGAGAACCUGCACCUUAACAGUCACAUUAAGGAAACUACAAGAGGACCCCGAUAUUGUCCUUCCAUUGAAUCAAAGGUUUUGCGUUUUCCAAACCGUCUACAUCAGAUUUGGUUGGAGCCUGAAGGAAUAGAUUCUGACCUCAUCUACCCCCAAGGGUUAUCUGUGACACUACCAGCUGAAUUACAAGAGAGAAUGAUCACAUGCAUCAGAGGCUUGGAGAAAGCUAGAAUGAUCCAGCCAGGCUAUGGUGUUCAGUAUGAUUACUUAGACCCUCGUCAGAUCACUCCUUCUCUCGAGACGCGUUUGGUGCAGCGGCUCUUCCUCGCUGGACAGAUAAAUGGCACUACUGGUUAUGAGGAGGCUGCAGCGCAAGGUGUGAUAGCUGGAAUUAAUGCAAGUCUUCGGGUCAGACGCAAGCCUCCUUUUGUUGUUAGCCGAACAGAAGGCUACAUAGGAGUUUUGAUUGAUGACCUUACCACGCUGGGCACCAAUGAACCAUACCGAAUGUUUACCAGCCGAGCGGAGUUCCGUUUGUCACUGCGCCCUGAUAACGCCGACAGCCGCCUCACAUUCAGAGGGUAUACGGAAGCUGGCUGUGUGUCCCAACGAAGAUAUGAAAGGGCUUCUUGGAUGAAAUCUUCUUUAGAAGAAUGCAUUUCUGUGCUAAAAUCCAUUGAAUUUCCAAGUUCUAAAUGGAAAAAGUUAAUACCAGAGGCUUCUAUAAGUGUGGGUAAAACUGUCUCUCUCAGAGCUCUAGAUGUUUUGAAGUAUGAGGAAGUUGACAUGGAUUUAUUGGCCAAGGCUGUUCCAGAACCCUUGAAGAAGUACACUCAAUGUAGAGAGCUAGCUGAAAGACUGAAAAUAGAAGCCACUUAUGAAUCAGUAUUGUUCUAUCAGCAACAAGAAAUCGAGAACAUUCAGCGAGAUGAAGCUCUCCAACUGCCAAAAGACCUGGAUUAUCUGACUCUCAGGGGUGUGUCUUUGUCCUCUGAAGUUCGAGAGAAGCUACAUUUCAGUCGCCCACAGACGAUUGGGGCUGCUAGUCGUAUACCUGGAGUGACGCCUGCUGCCAUCGUCAAUCUGCUUAGAUUUGUGAAGACCGCUCAGCACAGGCAGGCAGCUAUGAAUGAGCUGCCCAAAACUGAUCAAUGCUUAUGUGAUACAGACAGACUUGAAGAGAGACAGUUAUAGCUUUCUAUUCAUAAAAGACUAUUAAUCAGUAUAAGAGUGUAGAUAGGAGAUAAGUAUUUCUAUUUAGCACCUGUUAAAAUAUAACCAAUUAGUUAUUAUGGCUUUGUCAUUAAUUUAUGAGGAAGACAGAUAAUUAUCAUUGUGCAUCUUUGUAUAUCUGAAAAAAUAGUUAUAAAUUCUUAAUUUAUAUUCUUUCUCUCGGGUGCUCUAAUACAAUAAGCCUAUUAAUGUAACUUUGUGCAAAGUUCACUAAAGAGAGAUAUAGUGGACCUAAAACUAAAGCUGGAAAAAAAUCUUAGCCUGCAAAUUUGCCUACUCAUAAGGACUGUGUAAUUAAAUGCACCAAAUUAAGUCUUGUCUUUCAACUUGUUUUGAAAGUUAGCUGUCUUCUGCUUGGUUAUGCUAGGUUAGGAGGCAAUUUCAGAGCCUUCGAAUUCUUAGGACUAAAAAUAUGAAACUACAAAAUUAUACAGAACCAUUCAGCUGAUUUCCAUUAUUGGAAUAUAGUAUGGAGGGUGAAAGUUGACUUCUAAGCUUUCUGUACUUCUGCAGGAAAUCCUCACUAGUAAUUGUCUUUGAACAUGAAUGUUCGUUAAUUCCUAUAAAAUAAGAGCAUUGGAAGUCAUCAUAGUUUCCUGUCAUCCACAAAGUGGAAAACUUGGUAACCUGGUUAAAGCAGAAUAAAGUA